This is a messenger RNA of Menidia menidia (Atlantic silverside), 1035 nucleotides long. NCBI's taxonomy places the organism in Eukaryota, Metazoa, Chordata, Actinopteri, Atheriniformes, Atherinopsidae. The record is from the annotation of a GenBank genome assembly.
AUGGAGCUGAUUGCAUUUGAAAGCCGAAGAGAAUCAGGCCUGCUCUUUACAGCUGGCUCUUUGAACAGCUCCUUGGAGUCUGAUGUCAUCUCAUUCUUCAUCAUCGAGGGGUUAGCCGGCCUCAAGGAGAAGAAGAUGAUCCUGUUUGUUAUCCUGUUGCUGGCUUACGUCACCAUCCUGGGAGGCAAUAGCAUGAUCAUCUUUGUGACACGCUCCGAUCCAAAGCUGACAUCCCCUAUGUAUUUCUUCCUGCGCAACCUCUCCUUUGUGGACAUGGCCUACACUACAACCACCAUCCCCAACAUGCUGUCGGGUCUCCUCACAGACAAACUGACCAUCUCCGUCCCCGGCUGCUUCCUGCAGAUGCAGUUCUUCAUCCAGCUCUCUGUCACCGGCCGGGGGAUCCUGACAGUGAUGGCCUUCGACCGCUACCUCGCGAUCUGCAACCCCCUGCGUUACGCCGCCAUCAUGACCCGCCCCAUCCGGACACUCCUGGUGGCAGGGGCCUGGGCCUUUGGGGCGCUGUGCUCCCUCCCGGCCACUGCCAUGGCCCUGCGGCAAACCUACUGCGGCCCAAACCUGGUGCGCCACGGGUGGUGUGACCCGUCCUCUGUGAGGCGGCUGGCCUGCUCAGAUGUCUCAGUGGAUAACGCGGUGUCCCUGUCCUUUGCCCUGGUGGCCCUGCUGACCACAGGAGUCCUCAUCCUGACCUCAUACGUCCUGAUCGGCGUCUCUGUUUCCCAGAUGAGCGUUCCUCAGAGGCUGAGGGCCUUCGGCACCUGUGCGGCCCAUCUGACCGUGGUCUCCAUCUCCUACAGCGCAGCGUCCUUUGUGUACAUUUCCUACCGCGUGGGAAACUUUUCCCCACAGGUGCGCAUCAUUGUUUCUGUGCUGUACUCGGCUUUGACCCCUUUCUUGAACCCGAUGAUCUACAGUCUAAGGAACAAGGAGCUGCAGGAGGCCAUCAGGAGGACUGUGAGCAGAUUCAGAGCUGCUGCCGUGUCAGCAGUAAAGCCUGUGAACACGAUGACCUGA